AACAUCACACAUACAUCACGAUACUUAUGUAUAUUCAUUCUCUCUGAUCGGAUCCGCCGUCAGCCUCCGGUUACUGCCUCUGCACUCUCGCUCAGUAUACAAUUAGAAUUUUUCUCAUUAAAAAAAUCGGAAUUUUCAUGAUUUUGUAAGCAAUUUUCUAUAAGAUCGAUAAACUUCUCUUCCCUUUCUCCGCUUCCGGUCGAUCCAUUCAGCUUGAUCAUUCAGGCGUGUAGCAGUUGUAAUGGCAGCUCCAGCUGAAACCAUAAGAUGGUUGAAGGGAAGAGUGAAAGCCAUUCCCUCUGGAGACACUUUGGUGAUAAUGGGGAGCUCCAAGGCUGAAAUUCCCCCUGAAAAAACAAUAAAUUUAGCGCAUCUAAGUGCUCCACGAUUGGCCCGUCGUGGUGGGGUGGAUGAGCCAUUUGCAUGGGAGAGCAAAGAGUUUUUAAGGAAGCUUUGUAUUGGAAAGGAAGUCACAUUCAGAGUGGAGUACACUGUGCCAGCUAUAGGGCGAGAAUUUGGCUCUGUUUUUCUCGGUGACAAGAAUGUUGCCAUGCUGGUUGUUGCUGCAGGCUGGGCCAAGAUUAGGGAUGGUCAACAGAAAGGUGAAGUUAGCUCGAGUUUACAAGUCCUGCUUGAUCUUGAAGACCAAGCAAAGCAACAAGGUCUAGGCCGUUGGAGCAGGGCACCUGGUGCUUCUGAGGCAUCGAUCAGGAAUCUUCCUCCCUCUGCCAUGGGUGAUCCUAGUAACUUAGAUGCGAUGGGUCUUUUGGCUUCAAAUAAAGGUAAGCCUAUGGAAGCAAUUGUGGAGCAGGUUCGUGAUGGAAGUACACUACGAGUAUACUUGCUUCCAGACUUUCAAUUCGUCCAAGUUUUCGUUGCGGGAAUACAGGCACCAACAAUGGGAAGAAGAGUUGCAGCAGAAACUGUUGUUAACAAUGAUAUUACCUCUGAUGAACCAAAUGGAGAAUCAUCAAGUGAACCCCGUGCACUGACAUCAGCUCAGAGACUUGCAGCUUCAAAAGCAUCUAUAGCAGAAGUUGCCCCUGAUCCAUAUGGCAGAGAAGCAAAGCAUUUUACUGAAACCCGCGUAUUAAGCAGAGAUGUCCGAAUUGUCCUUGAGGGUGUUGACAAAUAUAGCAAUCUGAUUGGCUCAGUGUAUUAUCCUGAUGGAGAAUCAGCAAAGGACCUGGGAUUGGAGCUUGUUGAAAAUGGUUUUGCUAAAUAUGUUGAAUGGAGUGCAAACAUGCUUGAGGAUGAUGCCAAGAGGCGUUUGAAAAAUGCAGAGCUGCAGGCUAAGAAGACUCGCUUGAGGAUCUGGACAAACUAUGUACCCCCAGCAACAAAUUCCAAGGCUAUUCAUGACCAGAAUUUUUCAGGAAAGGUGGUUGAGGUUGUAAGCGGUGAUUGCAUUAUUGUAGCUGAUGAUUCUGUGUCAUUUGGAGAUCCAUCAGCUGAGCGAAGAGUCAAUCUUUCAAGUAUUAGAACACCUAAAUUGGGGAAUCCUCGUCGAGAUGAAAAACCUGCUCCCUAUGCUCGUGAAGCAAAGGAAUUUUUAAGAAAUCGCCUUAUUGGAAGACAGGUGCAUGUUUCAAUGGAGUACUCCCGGAAGGUCAGCAUGGCAGAUGGACCUGUUCCCUCUGCUAGUGCAGAUUCAAGGAUCAUGGAUUUUGGUACUGUUUUCCUUGCGUCCAAGGAUGGGGAGGAUGUGUCACCUGCUCCAUCUGCUGCAGGCAGUCAGCAGGCUGGUGUGAAUGUUGCUGAGCUUUUGGUUGGCCGUGGCUUUGCAACGGUAGUUAGACAUCGUGACUUCGAAGAACGAUCAAACUAUUAUGAUGCCCUUCUGGCUGCUGAAUCGCGUGCUAUUUCUGGGAAAAAGGGUAUGCAUUCGCCCAAGGAGCCUCCAGUGAUGCACGUAACAGACCUACUAACGGCCUCUGCAAAGAAAUCCAAGGAUUUCUUGCCUUUCCUGCAGCGCAACAGAAGGAUGCCUGCUGUUGUGGAGUACGUCCUAAGUGGUCAUCGAUAUAAGCUGUUCAUUCCCAAGGAGACUUGCAGUAUUGCUUUCUCCUUGUCAGGCGUGAGAUGCCCUGGUCGAGAUGAGCCUUACUCCAAUGAAGCUAUUGCUUUAAUGAGGCGAAAAAUAAUGCAAAGGGACGUUGAGAUUGAGGUAGAAACAGUUGAUAGAACUGGGACUUUCUUGGGCACAUUAUGGGAGUCGAGAUCCAAUGUGGCAGUGAUACUAUUAGAAGCUGGAUUGGCUAGAAUGCAAACUUCCUUUGGUGCUGAUAGAUUGCAGGAUGCUCACCUCCUCAUGCAAGCUGAACAGGCUGCCAAAAGGCAGAAACUGAAGAUAUGGGAGAAUUAUGUCGAGGGAGAGGUCGUUUCAAAUGGCGCUGUUGCUGAAAGACGUCAAAAAGAAGAGGUGAAGGUCACGGUCACUGAAGUUUCGGGAGGGGGAAAAUUUUAUGUUCAGUCGGUCACAGACCAGAAAGUCGCCACCCUUCAGAGGCAGCUUGCUUCUCUCAACCUUCAGGAAGCUCCUGUAAUUGGUUCCUUCAAUCCAAAGAAAGGAGAUCUUGUUCUUGCUCAAUUCAGUGCAGAUAAUUCAUGGAACCGAGCAAUGAUUGUAAAUGCUCCUCGAGGUGCUGUACAGUCUUCUCAAGACAGGUUUGAAGUUUUCUACAUCGACUACGGAAACCAAGAAGUGGUUCCUUACAGUCAGUUGCGACCCCUUGAUGCUUCUGUGUCCUCUACUCCUGGUCUUGCUCAGCUGUGCAGUCUUGCAUAUCUUAAAGUUCCUGGCCUGGAAGAUGAUUAUGGCCAAGAGGUUGCUUAUCGUCUAAGCGAGCUUGUAUUAAGUGCCCCUAAAGAAUUUAAGGCCAUAAUAGAGGAAAGAGACACUUCAGGUGGAAAAGUUAAAGGUCAAGGAACCGGGACAAUCUUUUUGGUGACUUUGGUUGAUCCAGAAACUGAUGUCAGUGUAAAUGCUACUUUGUUAAAGGAAGGACUUGCUAGGUUGGAGAAAAGGAGGAGAUUUGAGCCAAAGGAUAGACAACUGGCUAUGGAUGAAUUGGAAAAAUACCAAAAAGAAGCAAAAGAUAAAAGACUUGGAAUGUGGGAAUACGGAGAUGUUGAGUCAGAUGAUGAGGAUUCUGCUCCCUCUGCUAGAAAAGCCGCUGGGAAACGGUGAACGGAACUUUCUUGUACUAAUUUAGAUGAGCUCUUUCUGCCAGGAAAAGUCUACAAACUGCAGACAAGAUAAUUGCUGUUUACAAAAAUAGAGAGGUGGAAAGUUCGGCUUAGCUUUAAUGUGUUAUUAAUACACUUGUAACUUUUAGAAACUGACUUUUGGGAGGUCAGACAAUUUUUAUUUUCCUUUUAUUAAUUUUUUAAAUUUAUACUGACUUGUAAUAAAGUUUCCUCCCGUUGUCUGUCAUGCCUUAGUGGGUGUGACGAUUUUGUGUGACAAUAUCUGUAUGUUGAAGGCAAGGAAUAUUUUUCCAGCAACUAGUGUGAUAAUUCAGUUAUUCUUGUUCUAAUUUC
Messenger RNA from Nicotiana attenuata, 3543 nucleotides. RefSeq names its product ribonuclease TUDOR 1-like. NCBI's taxonomy places the organism in Eukaryota, Viridiplantae, Streptophyta, Magnoliopsida, Solanales, Solanaceae. Gene Ontology annotation, molecular function: nuclease activity; RNA binding. Gene Ontology annotation, cellular component: nucleus; cytosol; RISC complex. The coding region runs from base 242 to 3190 and encodes 982 amino acids. Gene Ontology annotation, biological process: mRNA catabolic process; regulatory ncRNA-mediated gene silencing. The record is from RefSeq and is a predicted model, not a curated record. The transcript is spliced from 17 exons.